ACCUGGAGGGCGGGGCCUCCCGGGCCUGCUGGGAGCUGUAGUCCCUGGGCCGGCCACGACAAAGGGGAGCGCGAUCCGGCCUGGCGGAGCCCCUUCCCCGCGGGAGAGCCGGCGGCCCGGAGGCAUGAAGUCCCACCGCAUGGCGGUGCUUUCCCGGCCUUCCACGAGCCCCGCGUGAGGGGGCCUGUGAUGUCCACAAGACGGCCCAUGCUGCGGUUGCUCAUGGCCACUGGGAGAGUGUGCCAGAACGUCCAGCCCCACAACCUGUCCAUGUUCCCAAGGAGGCGGUUCCGUGCUUUCUUCCUGGAGGGCCAGGAGGAGCACGGGCCCAGGCGGCAAGCAGCGCUUCAGCCCAACAUGCCUGGCGGUGCUGACAUGAAGCCCCAGUAGUGGUCAAGGAGGAGCGUGUGGAAGGGCCCCCUGGCCAGGACUCUGCAGAAGAGAUGGAGGACAGGAUCCCCGAAGCCUCCAGCCCAGGCUGGGCUGCCCCAGAGGUUGCUGUGAAAGAGGAGCCAGAGGAAGAGGUGUGCAUCAGACCCCCACAAGGCCCCACGGGGAUGCCGGCCCCACUGCCCCCUGGAACUGGCAUCAAGGAGGAGAUGAGGAUAAAGGCCGAGCCGGUGGACGAUGCAUAUCGUGGCCCUCCGUGGGGUGACAGCGAGGGAGAGUCUGGCGAGGACACAGAUGCCUCCGACGUCAGACCUGAUGUGAUUGUGAAGAUGGAGCCGGAGGAGGAAGAGGAGGAGGAGGGGGGCCCCCUCAGAAGUCCGCCUGGCCAGGCAACAGCUCCCAGCGUCCUUCAAGAGGGUGGCCACACAGAGCUGAGCCAGCCCUCACCAGAAGCGGCAAGUGAGCGAACAGACGGGAUUCGGGUGAUGGCUUCUUCCUUCCAGAGCUCCCGCAGGCUGACGGUACCUGGAGGACCCCCCACUGGUGGGGAGAAGCUCUGCCCUCCAGCCCAGGCCGCCUCUGAGCCAGCUAAGCGGCCCAAGAGCCACACGGCUGCCGAGAGGCCCUUUGCUUGCAGUGUCUGUGCGAAGCGGUUCCAGCACCGGGGGAAUCUGAUCACUCACUUGCGGGUGCACACGGGGGAGAAGCCCUUUCCCUGUGCGGAGUGUGGGAAGAGCUUCAGCCAGAAGGGGGACCUGAUGCGCCACACGCGCAUCCACACGGGGGAAAAGCCCUUCGAGUGUGGCGUCUGCGGCAAGAGCUUCUGCUCCAAGCAGACCUUUGUUCUCCACCAGCGCAUCCACACGGGCGAGAAGCCGUAUUCCUGCGAGGAGUGCGGCAAGGCCUUCAACCGCAAGGCCAACUUCAUCACCCACCAGAAGAUCCACCGGGGCGAGCGGCCUUUCGUCUGCGGGGAGUGCGGCAAGGGCUUCUGCGCCAAGAAGACCUUCAUCCUCCACCAGAAGAUCCACGUGGGGGACCGGCCCUUCGGCUGCACCGAGUGCGGCAAGAGCUUCAGCCGCAACGGCGACCUCACCCGGCACCAGCGCAUCCAUACCGGGGAGCGGCCCUUCGCCUGCGCCGACUGUGGGAAGUGCUUCAGCCACAAUGGGGAGCUGAUCAAGCACCAGCGCAUCCACACGGGCGAGAAGCCCUUCGCCUGCCUGGAGUGCGGGAAGAGCUUCAACCGCAAGGGCACCCUCAUCACCCACCAGCGCAUCCACACCGGUGAGCGGCCCUUCGUGUGCGGGGAGUGCGGCAAGACCUUCAACCUGAAGACCACCCUGAUGAAGCACCGGCGCAUCCACACCGGCGAGCGCCCCUUCACCUGCCUCGAGUGCGGCAAGAGCUUCAAGUACAAGGGCAACCUCCGGACGCACCACCUCACCCACACGGUGGAGAGGGUGUACCCCUGCACCGAAUGCGGCGUCAUCUUCAGCCAGAGGAAGGAGCUGAAGGCCCACCAGGCCGCCCACGCCGGGAGCUGCCUGCUGCCCUGCUACGGGGACGAGGGCGAGGACGGGGACCCCUUCCUGCAGGUGCACCCGCUGCUGCUCUCCUGCACCCCUCUGCAGGUGCCCCUCGAAACCCUGUCCAAACUCAAGCAGGAGGCCGGCUACCAGCGGAUGGAGCUGGAGGGCCCCGAUCCAUAGUGGGGGGGCGGGGGGGGGCGGUUUGUAAUCUGCACCAGCGGGGCCAGGCUGGCGUGCUUCACAAAACCACAAGUGUGCGUACGCAUGACGGAGACCGAGGAGAGGGUUCUUUCUUGGAGGAUGCCAGAGCCGGGUCUGUGCCGCAGGCUGGUCUUGCGGUCUCCUGGCCAGCGGUGGAUUGUGGCCCCGUGCUUCAGAGGAGGCCACUGUGGACUUGGCCAUUCGUGCACUGUUUUAGUUUCAGCCGCUGUCACAAGCAAGAGUUUUACUGCGGUCACAUUUUGGGCACUUUCCAGACUUGGGGAUUGUUUAGCAACCCAUGCGCUUGGCCAGCGAGGAGGAGGAGGAGGAGGAGGAGGCUGUGCUGUGGGGGAGGGGCCUGUGUGAAGAGGCGUGGUUUUAUGAGAGGGGAGAGGGUGGGGGAGGCUGAUGAGUGGGAUGAUGCCGUCACUCUCCUAAUAUGAAAAAAGACUACCUUUUAAUAAACGAAAGAGAACGGAGGAGUGGGC
This is a messenger RNA of Sphaerodactylus townsendi, 2611 nucleotides long. Its product is annotated as zinc finger protein OZF-like. Bases 444 to 2102 code for a protein of 552 amino acids. Lineage: Eukaryota; Metazoa; Chordata; Lepidosauria; Squamata; Sphaerodactylidae. The transcript has 7 exons. The record is from RefSeq and is a predicted model, not a curated record.